Molecule: messenger RNA, 1867 nt
Organism: Vespa mandarinia (Asian giant hornet)
Lineage: Eukaryota; Metazoa; Arthropoda; Insecta; Hymenoptera; Vespidae
Product: protein amnionless
Biological process (GO): receptor-mediated endocytosis; intracellular protein localization
Cellular component (GO): apical plasma membrane; endocytic vesicle
Source: RefSeq, a predicted model, not a curated record
CUCUAAUUCCUUUGAAUCCCAAACCAUUUUAACUUCUUCGUAAGACGAGAGAACCUUUUGAGUGUUACAUUAUCGAUGAUUUAAAAAUGAAUUGAUCGUGAGAAAGAAUAUUUUUAAGGAAACAUGAAGUGUAUUAUUAGGUGUUUACAAAUCGUGUUUUUUCUUUCAUUGAACAAAUUAAUCUCUGCCAUUGAAAAACAAUGGAUAGUGGAUUUCGAGUGGAACAACGAAAAAAAUUGGGAUCAUAUACCUGAAAUCGAUGGACACAUUAUUUUUCCACUCGAAACAAGACAUGCCGUUGGUUUAGCUAAGUCCGUCGAUUUGAAAUUAUCUAAAAUCGACUUACCAAGAGAAGGUUCCUUAGUGUUAUUCAGAAAUGGUAAAUUAGAGUUUAGCGAAUCGAAAAAUUCAGAAACGAAAAUAUCGAGAUGGUUGAAGGAGGGUAAAUUUUUCUGGGCUGAUCCUGAUAAUUGGAACGGUGUUUCCAAUGCAGCACCACACAUGGAACGAAUACCUUGUAGUCAAGAUGACGUAGUUCUGCCAGGAACAGACCAAACAUUUAAUAUACAUCUACCAGUUAAAGACAUUCAAGUAGAGUCCAUUAGAUUGUCGAAUCACAAAUAUCCUAGUACAUGGUGGGAUUGGGAGGAGAUGCAAAAGAAAAAAGAAUUUUUAGGUGGUUUUCUUAGCGUCAAAUAUAGUCAAUAUGACUGUCAGAAAUGUUUUUGUCAAGAUGGCUCGCAAUACGAUUAUUUCAAAGAGAUAUGUGCUAUUCAAGGCCCUAAAUGUGGUUUUGCAGCUUGUGAAUAUCCAUUGAAGAUCGAAGGACAUUGUUGUCUUUACUGCGGUGGUCGAAUAAUUAUACCAAAAGGAGCUUCGUUAGCAAUGAUUCGAUCUUUAGCUGACGAAGUUCUGGAACAACGCGCAACAAGUCUUGCAUGGUAUGUUAGACGAACAUGGACUGAUAAUAUAGAAAUUCUUCUCAAAGAGAAGAGUGAAUAUACCGGUGUCGAUACUUUGAUAGCGCUAGAGGAUCUACAAACAAAACUUCAUAAUGAAAAUAUUGAAAUAUUGUAUGCGGAAAAUCCGGGUGCGCCAUUAAAAGAUUCUCGAUUGGCCACGAUGCUCGGUCCAUUUUUCGGAGCACCCAUAAUCAUUCUUAUUCUUCUAAUCACAGGCUUUUGGUACUUCGAUUAUUCGAUUGGAUAUGUUCUAUCUGAAAUAUCGGGAGCAUGGUCGUCCGUUAAAGAAAAAUCAAAUAAGCCGUUUAGUUUCGCACGUUUUGAGAAUAUCCUUGAGGGUAACGUGAGAAUCGAGGAUCCUCAAACAAGAAGAGACGAACAUGAGAUGAACGAGGAACUCAUUACGGAAGAGGAGGAGGUGCUGGAUGAAGAGGGUACUUCUGUCGGUGGAAACUUUGAGAAUCCUCUUUACAGAUCAAAAAGAGACAAGAAAUAUAAGAUAGAGGAACGAGAACUCAUCAACGUCGAUCUUCCAUUAAGUCUGACAAGUCUGAAAAACAGAGUGAAAGAUAAUACAGAGGAUGAUGAUGAUAUCGAGAUGAAUAUUGAAUAAUAAACUUUUAUCGUUCUUAAUCCACGAAUGAAUUCUGUUCUCUCUUUUAAUUCAAUUUAAAAUUAAUUAACUAUCAAAAUAUCAGAUACGAUUAAUCAGAUUCUAUGUGUUCUAAUUGUACAAUAUUUAAGUAAAUAUUUAUUUUUUCGUAUAAAAAUGAGAGAAAGAUAAUGAAGUGAUAUGAUAUUUACAAGAUGAACGUGACGUAACUAAUAUCAACCUGAUUAUCUCGUUUUUAAAUAUAAAAAUACAAUUUAUAACGGAAAUAUAUUAAAUUCAAUUGAGAAAGAAA